This is a messenger RNA of Ostrinia nubilalis (European corn borer), 4488 nucleotides long. RefSeq names its product patched domain-containing protein 3 (gene Ptr). The transcript has 11 exons. Gene Ontology annotation, cellular component: cytoplasmic vesicle membrane; plasma membrane. NCBI's taxonomy places the organism in Eukaryota, Metazoa, Arthropoda, Insecta, Lepidoptera, Crambidae. Bases 290 to 3481 code for a protein of 1063 amino acids. The record is from RefSeq and is a predicted model, not a curated record.
UCUCAAAGGAUUAGGGUCUCGGGAAGCGGUCGCUCAGGUUUCGACAGAGAUACGGCGGCCAGUGGUGGGGUGGUGCUCGAGACAUUACGCGUUCCGCCGCGAGAGAGAACGCUCCGCAACGCCGCGCCCGCGCACUCAACCGCUUUCGAACAGUACAUUCGAUUUUCAAAUUUUAAAAUGCUCCCGAACACAGUGAGGUGAAAAACAGUUCGUGUGAGUGAACCGUGAUAGAUCAGUGAACGAAUAGUGAAGGAUACAUUUUAGCGGAACAACCCUGUAGUAAUCCAAGAUGGGCUGCAAACUGACCUUCGUAGAUGACGUCCUCAACAGAUCGUUCUACAAACUCGGCCUGAUAGUCGGCCGACAGCCGGGCUAUUUCAUCAUCGUGCCAGUCCUGCUCACCCUGCUCAUGAUCACGGGCUACCAAAGAGUGCACUAUGAAAUGGACCCUGAAUACCUGUUCUCGCCAGUCAGUGGGCAGGGCAAGCUGGAAAGGAGGAUAGUGGAGGAACACUUCAAAGUCAACUAUUCGCACAGAUUUAACGUGGGGAGGAUUACGAGACCAGGGCGAUUCGGCCGCGUGAUAGUCGUAUCAAAAGACAACGAUACGAAUAUGCUUCGAACGGAGAUAUGGAAAGAGCUGAGAGAACUGGACGAACUGGUGCAGAACAUCACGGUCACCCUGCCUGAUGGGGAGACGUUCACCUACCGGGAGGAGUGCGCGCGUUGGGAGGGCCAGUGCUUCGUCAACGAUAUACUGAACUUGGACAAGAUUAUUGGAGAGGUGGAACGGGGCGAGUUGAACUUAACGUUUCCCAUCAUGUUCAACCCGGUGACGUGGGAGGCUCACGCUUUCCCCGUCUUCUUCGGCGGGUCGAAGGUGGUGGACGACACCAUAAUAUCAGUGCCUGCGGUACAGCUGGUCUGGUUCGUUCGGACGGAUAACCAAAUACAACAGCAAAGGGGUGCAGCGUGGGAGGACGCCUUCCUCGACGCAGUGGGGGUCGCAGAAGACACCGGCCGUUUCAAGCACAUCUCAGUCGCACGAUUCGGCUCCCGGACCCUCGAUCAUGAAUUGGAGAAGAAUACGCGAACUGUCAUCCCUUUCUUCAGUUCUACUUUCAUUCUUAUGGGCAUAUUCUCCAUUGUCACCUGCAUGAUGGCAGACUGGGUGCGAUCAAAACCGUGGCUAGGACUCUUAGGGAACAUAUCAGCUGUUAUGGCCACUGCAGCUGCUUUUGGUUGUGCUAUUUAUUUGGGGAUCUCGUUCAUUGGAAUCAAUCUUGCUGCUCCUUUUUUGAUGAUUGGUAUCGGCAUAGAUGACACUUUCGUAAUGCUGGCAGCCUGGCGACGAGCCUCUCCCAAGCUUGGCGUUCCAGAGAGGAUGGCGGUCAUGUUGUCGGAAGCAGCUGUGUCCAUCACCAUCACAUCAGUCACAGACAUGCUGUCAUUUUUCAUCGGCAUCUUCUCACCGUUUCCUUCUGUGCAGAUCUUCUGCAUGUAUUCGGGUUUAGCAGUUUGCUUCACGUUUGUGUGGCACCUGACAUUCUUCGCCGGUUGCGUAGCCAUCUCAGGGUACCGAGAAAAACAAAAUCGACACACCAUCACCUGGAUGAAAGUCCUUCCAGAAUCCAGAGCAAGAAAAGAGAAAAAGUCAUGGCUGUAUAGAGCAUUCUGCAGCGGAGGUAUCGACCGUGCCGACCCAGACAACCCCAUCGACAACCGGGAACACUGCAUCAUGGCCUUUUUCCGAACCACUAUGGCUGAUCUACUCAACAAUGGGGCUGUAAAGGCACUGGUCAUCGUAAUUUUCCUCGCGUACUUGGCCGGCGCUGGAUAUGGAGUCACCAACCUAAACGAGGGUCUGGAGAGAAGGAAGCUUUCUAAAGAGGAUUCAUACUCUGUGGAGUUCUUCGAUAGAGAAGAUCUUUACUACAGAGAAUUCCCUUACAGGAUUCAGGUGGUCAUUAGCGGAAAUUAUAAUUAUUCGGAUCCAGAAAUACAAGAUGAAGUAGAAACACUGACGCAGAGGUUAGAAAAUACGUCGUACAUAUCCAACUCGCUGUACACCGAAUCAUGGCUGCGAACGUUCAUCAAUUACGUCUCGCGAAAUAACGACUACUUGAAUGUUACAAUCGACAACGAACCUGACUUCAUACAAAAUCUCAAAGAAUUAUGGCUCUUCCCCGCAAAUCCUUUCUCUCUGGAUGUCAAGUUUAACGAAGCUGGUGACCAAAUUAUCGCAUCGAGGUUCCUGAUCCAAGCAAUCAACAUUAGCGGCACCAACCAUGAGAAGGAAAUGGUUAAAGUCCUGCGAGACGUUGUAGCGCAAUCGCCCCUGAAUGCUUCUGUUUUCCAUCCGUACUUCGUAUUUUUCGAUCAGUUCGAGCUCGUCAGACCAACAUCCAUUCAAAACCUCUGCUACGGUGCACUCAUGAUGAUGCUCACGUCAUUCAUUUUCAUCCCUAAUAUCCUUUGUUCUUUGUGGGUAGCCUUCAGUAUCAUAUCCAUUGAAAUUGGAGUUGUCGGUUACAUGGCCUUAUGGGACAUCAAUCUUGACUCCAUAUCCAUGAUCAAUCUCAUCAUGUGUAUAGGUUUCUCCGUCGAUUUUACUGCCCACAUCUGCUAUGCUUAUAUGGCGUCCAAAGCGAAAUCCCCCAACGACAGAGUCAGUGAAUGCUUAUAUUCUCUCGGCCUGCCAAUAGUCCAAGGAUCCUUCAGCACCAUUCUUGGAGUUGUAGCCUUACUCUUAGCUGACAGCUACAUUUUCUCUGUCUUCUUCAAGAUGGUAUUUAUGGUAAUAUUCUUCGGUGCCAUGCAUGGUCUCUUCCUUCUACCUGUCCUUCUAUCCUUAUUCGGCCCUGGAUCGUGCACUAGACACGAACCGGACAUAAAAAUGUCGAAAAUAGAAAAAUAUCCCCACCCCUACUGCCUACCCCAUCCCCAGUUGAUGCUGAACGAUCAAAUUUUUAACGGCAAAACUUUGAAUCCGAAUGGAAUUUACAAGAUUUACGGAGACGACAAAGAUUUAGGCAUCGGAACAUCCGGUGAGGAUACCAGCGAGAGCAGUUCCAACCAGUCGCAACGUCGGCAACUCGAUGACGAUAGUGGAAGGAAGAAAUACGAGGAAGGGUGGAAGAGAUCGAGCUACUGCCAGAGUCCGAGCCAGUUCCAGCCAUCUGGCGAACUGGACUUGUACGGGCAUGAUUUAGAUAGGAAUUGGCAACGUCAGCGUUAUGAAGACAACCGUCGAGUGUUCGACAACUAUCGAAAAGCUCCUGUGCCUAGAUCUAGGGAUGACGACUGGGUGACUUCUGGUCGUAAAACGAGCGAUGUGGGCAUGCCCCGCCGGGAAGGCACCUACCGAGUGAUGCGAGCGCAGUCGCAGCACAAUCUCCACCGACCCCGCGCGCCCCGGCGAUCCAACUCGCACCAGAACCUCGAACAUUUAGAUUAUGUCGCCGAAAUGCGCUUUCCUUGACAAUAACCUACGAUUCUACGAAGUUACAAUUUAAAUAAAGUGCUCAAUUUGUGGACCAAAGUAUUUAUACUUCGUACAUUGAAUAUAAAUGUUAUUUUAAGGUACAUAUUAUAAGAAUGCCAGGAAGUGUUGAUUAUGCUAUAAAUAUGAAUGAAAGACUUCAAAGCUGGCGGUGUAAUUGCGUGAGAUAAACUGAGUUAUCAGUUAUUUAUUCGUUUUGUGGGUUAGUCAUGAAUUUAAGAAACCAGUAUAUUUAUUUUGAUGAUUGAAUAUGACUGUGUUAAUUGUCGAAAGCUUAAUUAUUACGAUUAAGCUAUUUGGUGCAGACAGUGAGUCAAGGCUUUAGCUUUGAUAGUAAAUGCAUGUAAAUAUCGUUUACAGAAUCAUCAUUUUCGAUCCUUUAUUUUGAUAUUUUGUUUUAAACACAAGCGAAACAAAAGUGCUUUUUAAAAAAUAAUUUAUUUAAAACAUCACUAGUUCCUACGACUAUAAUACUAAAAAUACGAAUUCGUCUGUGUUUUACACGUUCUGUAGGCUAUUUGUUUAUGACAACAUUCUAUUUUAUGCUUAGUUUCAUAAUAGUGUGAUAUUAAACAAUCUGGGGUAGAUAAGGUAGCUUUAGUGGAAUGUGUAUAUAUAAGUGUGUAAUACAAAUAAGCAAAUAAGAUUCUACUGUGUAAGAGAAGCUUUAACAUAAUCUGUGUCUAGAACUUUCUGUAAAUAUUAGUUGUGAUAAUAUGUCUUGCUGCCAUGUAUACAAUCUCCUGUCUUCCUACAAUCAUCUCUACACACGAUACUAAGAAAGUAUUUAUAAAGCGAGCAAUAACUACAACUAACAUAAAACUAUAUACAUACAGAAUCAUUCAUACGCAAUAUUGUUUGCCAUUGUCUGGUAAAAGUGAUUUUUGGAGCAGUAUGAAUGAAAACUUGUGACCAAUCUGGUCACACUAUUAUGACUGAAUAUUGUAAAUAAUUUGUUUUAUAUUAAUAAAAUUAGUUUUGAUAAA